CAGUGCUGUAAAGCGUGCGCUGGAACAGCUGUCAGCGGUGCUUGUUGAAAACCGACUAUAUUUCAUAUAACAGCAAAUUUUCACUUGCUUCGUAGAGUUGUUCCGCCUGGGAAACACCAAAAUGCUGACGAGUUGUGCCUCGAAGACGCUGGCCGCCGUGCGCGGCGGCAUGCGCGCCAUUGCCACCAGCGGUGUCCAGUGCAGCGACAAUCUUUUCGUGCACCGCGACACACCCGAGGAUAAUCCCAACAUACCGUUCGAGUUCACGGCGGAGAACAAGAAGCGCGUGGAGGCGAUCAUGAGCAUCUAUCCGGAGGGUCACAAGCGCGGCGCUAUGAUCCCGCUGCUGGACUUAGCCCAGCGCCAGUACGGCUGGCUGCCAUUGUCGGCCAUGCACAAGGUGGCUGCGAUCCUAGGCCUGCCGAACAUGCGCGUCUACGAGGUGGCCACCUUCUACACAAUGUUCUUGCGCAAGCCCACCGGCAAGUACCACAUUCAGGUGUGCACCACAACGCCCUGCUGGCUGCGAGGCUCCGACGAGAUACUCGAGACAUGCAAGCAGCAGCUGGGCAUCGGAAUCGGGGAAAUCAGCAAGGACAAGAAGUUCACCAUCUCCGAGGUGGAGUGCCUGGGUGCAUGUGUCAAUGCGCCCAUGGUGGCGGUCAACGAUGAUUACUAUGAGGAUCUGACCGCCAAAGAUAUGCAGGAAAUACUGCGGGACCUAAAAGCAGACAAGAUUUCGCCAUCCGGUCCACGCAAUGGUCGCUUUGCUAGCGAGCCUAAGGGCAAGCCCACUUCAUUGACCGAGGAGCCAAAAGCGGCUGGUUUCGGUGUCCAACGUUGCAUCGAACUCGGCGAUGAGACGAACGAUGACAAAGAGGGCCCUAAGAAAUAGGAACCGUAAAGCCCGUUCUAUACACUGAUUGUCGAAAGAAAAAGUGAAAUAAACGCUAAGCAACUCAAAGAAAAAAGGUUAAACCCACAA
Molecule: messenger RNA, 985 nt
Organism: Drosophila guanche
Lineage: Eukaryota; Metazoa; Arthropoda; Insecta; Diptera; Drosophilidae
Gene: ND-24
Product: probable NADH dehydrogenase [ubiquinone] flavoprotein 2, mitochondrial
Exons: 3
Coding region: 122-895 (257 amino acids)
Biological process (GO): mitochondrial electron transport, NADH to ubiquinone
Molecular function (GO): NADH dehydrogenase activity
Source: RefSeq, a predicted model, not a curated record